Megalobrama amblycephala (Wuchang bream) is the source of this 2934-nucleotide messenger RNA. RefSeq names its product septin 4a (gene septin4a). The transcript has 21 exons. Bases 307 to 2643 code for a protein of 778 amino acids. Gene Ontology annotation, cellular component: synaptic vesicle; microtubule cytoskeleton; septin complex. The record is from RefSeq and is a predicted model, not a curated record. Lineage: Eukaryota; Metazoa; Chordata; Actinopteri; Cypriniformes; Xenocyprididae. Gene Ontology annotation, molecular function: GTPase activity; molecular adaptor activity; GTP binding. Gene Ontology annotation, biological process: cytoskeleton-dependent cytokinesis; regulation of exocytosis.
UAAAAAUGACUUUACAGGGACUUUAAAGACCCACAAUAUCAUAAGUAAUCUGCUUUGUCUUGUCUGUCGACGUGUUGUCGGUGUCCUCUUUGCUCCGCGAUGUAUUUUUUACUGCGUGUGGCAUGGUAGCGCCACGGCUUGUCGGACAAAGCAACAGUAACUAAGGGGGGCGGGUCUUUGCGAAGGGUCAGUUGUGUUACACGUGUCAGAAAAUGAAACUCCAUCUGAAUGAAGGAAUGUCAUGUUUUUAUUUGAUUUAAUUUGAGCCGGCGGUUUAACGGUCACUGAAACAGAUCCUCCUUUACAAUGUCUAUUAAACAUCCAGAUGGUUUACAGAUUGAGGACAUCGACCUUCAAGUAGAGGAGUUUUCCUUAGUGCUGGAUGACUCUGGAAUGGAGAGUCUCCCCAGGGAUCCUGACACUUCUCUUCUUGACUCCACUCAAGCAGAGGACAAAGAUAAAUGUAUCCUUUCAUCUGACACAUUCUGCUUAUCCCCAUCUCUGCAUGAACGAAAGACUCUUCCCAUUGAUGAAAAAUCACCUAAGAGUCCCAAGAAUCCGCGGGGCCGCUUUGACCCAUAUGACUCCUCAGAGGAAUAUGUUGGCGUUGUGACACUGCCAAUCCAAGUCCGGCAGAAAGCAGUGAAAAAAGGAUUUGUGUUCAAUCUCAUGGUUAUUGGUGAGUCUGGCUUAGGCAAAUCCACUCUUGUCAACAGCCUUUUCCUCACAAACCUCUAUAUGGACAGAUGCAUUCCUGAUGUUUCAGAGAAGAUAGCUCAGACAGUGUCAAUAACAAAAAGUACCAUUGACAUUGUUGAAGAGGGAGUAAAUCUAAGGCUCACUGUUAUCGACACCCCUGGUUUUGGAGAUGCCAUUAAUAAUAAUGAAAGCUGGAAGGCCGCAGUUUAUUAUGUCGACCAGCAGAUGGAGAAGUACCGCAGAGAUGAGAUCGGGCUGAACCGUAAAAACAUAACGGACAACAGAGUGCACUGCUGUCUGUACUUCAUCUCACCUCAUGGCCAUGGUCUCAAACCAAUUGAUGUGAACUUCAUGAAGGCCCUGGAUCAGAAGGUCAACAUUGUGCCAGUGCUGGCUAAAGCAGACAGCCUCACUCCAAAAGAGACACGCAAUAUGAAAGCCAAGAUUUUGACAGAGAUUGACAAGUACAAAAUCAAGAUCUUCCAGGUCCCAGAGUGUGAUACGAAUAAUAUUGAUCCCUUCAGGCAGCAGGAUCUAGAGUUAAAGUUGUCUAGUUUAGCCAUAGAAGACUGUGAGGAUGCUGAACUGGCCUAUACCAUGAGAGACCUGCCCCCUAGAGCCGGUCACACUUUCCCUGGACAUGAGACACCCAUGAUGGACAGGGAGCCCGACGGCAGCACCCACCCUCACACCCCAGGGACGCCCACUUUCACACGACCAGUGAGCAGAAGUCUCCUGGGCUCUGAGCCGGAGUUACCCCACCGUGGCCAGCUCAGCUCCAUGAGCUCUCUGGAUUCUCCCCUGAGCCCCUCUCGCCCGAAAAGUCCUUGGGGCAGAUUUGACCCCUAUGACUCCACUGAGGAUCAAGAUAAGGAGUAUGUUGGCUUUGCAACGCUGCCUAACCAAGUGCACAGAAAAUCUGUGAAAAAGGGGUUUGCCUUUACUCUUAUGGUGGCAGGGGAGUCAGGUUUAGGGAAAUCUACACUAGUCAACAGUCUCUUCCUCACCAACCUUUACAAAGACAGGAAAAUGCUGAAUGCUGAAGAGCGGAUCUCGCAGACAGUAGAGAUCACAAAGCACACUGUGGCUAUAGAAGAGAAAGGAGUCAAGCUGAGACUCACCAUCGUGGAUACGCCAGGCUUCAGUGAUGCUGUCAACAACACAGAGUGCUGGAGGGCAGUUGUGGACUACAUUGACCAGCAGUUUGAGCAAUACUUUCGUGACGAAAGCGGCCUCAACCGUAAGAACAUUCAGGACAACCGUGUGCACUGCUGCCUCUACUUCAUCUCUCCUUUUGGCCACGGUCUCAGACCGAUGGAUGUGGAGUUUUUGAAGACGCUACAUGAGAAGGUCAACAUAGUUCCUGUACUUGCCAAAGCAGACAGUCUCACUCCAGUGGAAGUCAGAAAAAUGAAAAUGAAGAUUCGUGAGGAGAUAGAGAGAUUCGACAUCAACAUCUACCAGUUUCCUGAGUGUGAUUCAGAUGAGGAUGAGGAGUUCAAACUUCAGCACCAGGAACUGAAGAACAGCAUUCCUUUUGCUGUAAUUGGCAGUAACGUCCAAGUUGAAAGCCAAGGCAGGCGCUUCAGAGGCCGUCAGUACCCCUGGGGUGUCGUGGAAGUGGAAAACCCAGCACACUCUGACUUCCUGAAGCUGAGGAACAUGUUGGUGCGCACACAUAUGCAAGACCUGAAGGACAUGACGCGGGAAACACAUUACGAGAAUUACCGCGCUCAGUGUAUCCAGAAUAUGACCCGCAUGGUGGUCAGGGAGAGAAAACGCAGUCUGUGUAACCGGCUGAGAGACAGCACCUCAGACCUUCCUGUGCCUUUGGUACCUGUGGACAGAGACACUGAGCGCCUUAUUUGGGAAAAAGAUGAGGAGUUGCGGCGAAUGCAGGAAGUUCUGGAAAGGAUUCAGGAACAGAUGCAUCAUGGACAUUAAGAUCCAUUCAUUUAAAUUUUAUGAUUGAAAUAUAGUUAGAGCUGUCAAAGGUCUAAAAUGCAGGAAACUGCAGUGAAUAUAAUAACUGUAAAAUGUGUGUCCUGUGAAUGUAGCUGUUUGAAGGAAUAUGUCCUAAAUUAGCCUUCAGAAUCAUCAGAAAAACUACGGGAUGCAUCUAAAUAACUCAUUUAGCAGACAAAAAAUACUUUAUUUUAUAAUGUAAAUAAUAUGAACAACUAUUGUAGUACACAAAAAAUAAGACCAGUACAACUUGAUUUGUAAAUGUCAUAA